This is a messenger RNA of Exophiala bonariae, 1236 nucleotides long. RefSeq lists its product as uncharacterized. Lineage: Eukaryota; Fungi; Ascomycota; Eurotiomycetes; Chaetothyriales; Herpotrichiellaceae. The transcript is spliced from 2 exons. The record is from RefSeq and is a predicted model, not a curated record. The coding region runs from base 1 to 1236 and encodes 411 amino acids.
AUGCGGAUCAUUCUAUCCUCCUACGCCUUGCUUACAUUGCAUCGAAGUGGGGUGCGACAUGCAAACGAGCCGCAGAAACGUUAUGUUGUGAAUGGACUUUUCCCCGAACCAGAUUUGCCGCAGAAGCGACACGAAGACUCAGCAAAUAACCAAGGCCAACAACAACAGCAAAGCCGGACCGUCUCCAGCAUUGACCCGUUUGCUGUUCCUACAAGACAAGGAACUGAGGAUGGAGCGGUUGGUGCUGUAGGAGUCGGCGGCUCGCGUACAAGUCUGCUGAGUCUCUUGACACAGAGUUUGACCGAGAGUGCAAGAGCUCAACCUUCCGCCAAUCCACAAGGUGCUCAACAAAACGGAGCGUCUGGUGCGGCAGGAAGUGGAACAGCCAUAAACCCUGCUGGUGCUGCUGCAGUAUCCACAGUCACGGUGCAGCUGCAGACAACACUUCUCGAAACGGUGCAAGUGACUGUCCAAGCCACUGCAGCAGCCGCAUCUUCUGUUCCAGCACCAGCCGGAGAGGCUCCAGAACCACAGCGACAACCAAGUGAAGCAGCCGCGCCGACCACUGUCACAGUGGUGUUUGUGACCGUAGAUUCGACCGUUACUGGAGCUACUGCCGGACUCAGUACCUUGGAAACCGGGGCCAACACAGCCACCGCAAGUGACGUGAUAGCUGCAGCCCCAACCACAACCUCCAUCACAUCUUCGGCGGUAGCGGCAGCGGCCAGCACUCAAGCUCCCCCUCCACCUCGACCAACGGCGGCUGAUGCUCCUAUCGCAAACUCUCAACUGCUAGGGGUCGGUGAGGGAAGGUCAGCAGCGGCCAGCACAACUACAGAAGUCGUUACUGCAACCGCUGCAGCAGUUGUGGAGAGCAGUUCUUCUACUGCGACCGCGAGCGCAAGUGCAAGUGCAGAAGUCGUUACUGCUGCCGCAGGAGCUGAGCCUUCCGACUCGGUCGUCAUUCAGCCCGGGCUCAGCUCCAUCCCAGCCUCGGAGGCUCGACCGGAAACCCUGAGCACUGCUUCAACUCCACCUCAACCAGAGACUACUGCUUCUACAGCGCCGAGCAGCUCUAUUGCGGCGGAUCCUGGGACUACAAGCGCUCCUGUAGCGCCUUCUGACUCUGUCACUCUAGCAGUGGUGCCGGUGACCAUAGAGACGGCGCAACAAAAUCAAAACCCUUUGACAGUAACCGAGACACAGACCGUGACAACCACGGUCACUGCGGUAUGA